Molecule: messenger RNA, 355 nt
Organism: Staurois parvus
Lineage: Eukaryota; Metazoa; Chordata; Amphibia; Anura; Ranidae
Source: the annotation of a GenBank genome assembly
UCAUGCUGCUGCCAGGUCCAGAGUCUCUCAUGGGUCCCUGUACGGCCUCCCAUUGCUGCUGUCUCCAUCGCCACACUCUGCCAUGUGCCACUUUCAGGUCUCCUCACACUGCUGGUGUGUUGAAUUUUUUGACAUAGGGUGCUGGCAGAUUACGGGCCUCCCAUAGCUGCUGCCAGGCCCCUAAUCUGCCAUGGGCCCCUAUAUACCGCCUCCUCAUGCUGCUGCCAGGUCCAGAGUCUCUCAUGGGUCCCUGUACGGCCUCCCAUUGCUGCUGUCUCCAUCGCCACACUCUGCCUCUGCCAUGUGCCACUUUCAGGUCUCUCUCACACACUGCUGGUGUGUUGAAUUUUUUGAC